CUCACAGAGGUAGCCCCUCCGCGGGCAGCAACUCGGCCUCCGCGGUUCAUGGACCGGAACCCCGGGCCGACAAGCAGGAACCCGGGUCGCGAUCGCCGCUUCCCCGCCCCAGGCUCCUCCUCCUCGCUCCCCACCGCUUUCUGCGGAUUCCCGCAGGCGGCGUACCGGCGUCGCCGGGCUCACAGAGCCGCCCCGGGAGGCUGUGUGGUGGAUUUGCUGCUACUGCUGGACUGAGGCCUACUCCGCCGCUGCUUCUUAGUGCUAUUGUCCCUGGGCCUGGCCCUGCCCGGCUCCACUGGGGAGGGCCGAGUACGCCGGCCCCACUGAAGAUGCCGGACCAAGCCUUGCAGCAGAUGCUGGAUAGAAGUUGCUGGGUAUGUUUUGCCACUGACGAAGAUGAUAGAACAGCUGAAUGGGUGAGACCAUGCAGAUGCAGAGGAUCUACAAAAUGGGUCCACCAGGCUUGUCUACAGCGCUGGGUGGAUGAAAAACAAAGAGGAAACAGUACAGCCAGAGUGGCAUGUCCUCAGUGCAAUGCUGAAUACUUAAUAGUUUUUCCAAAGUUGGGUCCAGUUGUUUACGUCUUGGAUCUUGCAGAUAGACUGAUCUCAAAAGCCUGUCCAUUUGCUGCAGCGGGAAUAAUGGUUGGCUCUAUCUAUUGGACAGCUGUGACUUAUGGAGCUGUCACAGUGAUGCAGGUUGUAGGCCAUAAGGAAGGUUUGGAUGUUAUGGAGAGAGCUGAUCCUUUAUUCCUUUUAAUUGGACUUCCUACUAUUCCUGUCAUGCUGAUAUUGGGCAAGAUGAUUCGCUGGGAGGACUAUGUGCUUAGGCUAUGGCGCAAAUACUCUAAUAAAUUACAAAUUUUGAACAGUAUAUUUCCAGGGAUUGGUUGUCCUGUUCCUCGAAUUCCAGCUGAGGCUAAUCCUUUAGCAGAUCAUGUCUCUGCUACUCGAAUUUUGUGUGGAGCCCUUGUCUUUCCUACUAUUGCGACUAUAGUUGGUAAACUGAUGUUCAGUAGUGUUAACUCUAAUUUACAAAGGACAAUCUUGGGUGGAAUUGCUUUUGUUGCCAUAAAAGGAGCAUUUAAGGUUUACUUCAAACAGCAGCAAUAUUUACGUCAGGCACACCGCAAAAUUCUAAAUUAUCCAGAGCAAGAAGAAGCAUAAAACUAUGACUACUAGUUGUUCUACAGUCCUCUCAUCCAUAUGAGUCUGUUUUGUUGUUCUGAUUACAUCAUUUAUGCACAGUAGUGGAGACUUGUGAUAAUCUGCUGCUCCUAUAUUUUUAAGAAAUAUGAUAAAGCACUUAGGGCGGGGGAAAUCCUCUCAGUAAUCACGGAACCUAAGAAUGUGAUUUAUUUUCAUUAUUUUGUAUGUACUUCCUUUAUGGCAGUCAUCUGAACCAUUAUCUUAUCAUGGUCUACCUGGGUUUUGUUCAUAUUUUCUCCAGACAGAAAUGUAAAGAUCAAACUGUGGAAAUAUUAAAAGAUGCACAUGCUGUUUUAUUCAAAUGCCUCUUUUGUACAUGUUCAUUUUCAGUGUUUUCUUAGAAUCAGCAAUUCAUUGAAGGUACUAUGAGGAUUUUUCUCACUGGCAUAAUUUGAUUAUCUGCUAAAUAGGACCAUAUGUUACUAUGAGGGAAAUGUAAAUUAAAUUAGUUAUAAAUAAAUAACAAACCAAAAAUGUGUGUAACCACUCAAAUGAUGAUCUGAACAAAUGAAUUUGUUGUGUUUUUCUUAACUGUGGUGACCUCCAAAAUGUCUAGAGUAAAAAUUCACAGGGCUUCCAGAUCUCUUUUUCACUAUUCAAUUUUAUUUAUAUAAUGUUGACAUUUCAUAGUUGAUAAUGUAGUUUUGACUCAUGCAAUCUGAAUUACAUAUAGAAGGGGUGAAAGAGAGAGAGAGUGUGUGUGUGUGUAUGUGUUUAUAAGAGUCAUCAAGAUCGUUCCAUCACUGGAGUAAAGUUUUUAAAAUCCAUAUUUCUAGAAAUUAGAGCUGUCAGUUUAUAAUAGUUUGAGCACAGAAAGAUUUGCAAAAAAUAAAGUUAUUUUACUCUCUUC
Messenger RNA from Choloepus didactylus (southern two-toed sloth), 2058 nucleotides. RefSeq names its product membrane associated ring-CH-type finger 5 (gene MARCHF5). The record is from RefSeq and is a predicted model, not a curated record. The coding region runs from base 330 to 1166 and encodes 278 amino acids. The transcript has 6 exons. Gene Ontology annotation, molecular function: zinc ion binding. NCBI's taxonomy places the organism in Eukaryota, Metazoa, Chordata, Mammalia, Pilosa, Megalonychidae.